Messenger RNA from Brenthis ino (lesser marbled fritillary), 1991 nucleotides. NCBI's taxonomy places the organism in Eukaryota, Metazoa, Arthropoda, Insecta, Lepidoptera, Nymphalidae. The record is from the annotation of a GenBank genome assembly.
GAGCAAAUGAACCAAUAAGCUGCUGGUGUGUUAUAAGCUCUGGUUUGAGAUCCUCUGCGGUGAUUGGAUUUCUAGUAUGCAGAGAUAAAGAAGUCUAUAGAUGUCAACUUGGUGAAUCAAGACCUUUACUUCUGCGUCCAGAAUUUAAUAAUCCAUACACUCAGGUGAUUACAAUGGUGCCGUCACAAAAUGGUCGACAUGUCGCUUUGUUCACUGAUUCAGGAAUUUUAUGGAUUGGCUCGUCUGAUCUUAAGAAUAAAUAUUGUGAAAUUGAUACUGGGUACAUUAAACAACCUAAAGAAUUAGUUUGGUGCGGAUCUCAAGCAAUAAUAGGGCAUUGGGAUGAUACUAUGUGUAUUUAUGGCUUUAAUGGAACUGUCAUAACCUAUCCAUAUGAUGGUCCGUUUCAUAUAAUUCCAGAAAUAGACUGUGUGAGAAUUAUAUCGGAAAUGACGCAUGAACUAUUACAAAAAGUUCCCGUGGAAGUUGAGAAAAUAUUUAGAAUUAAUAGUACUGCCCCUGGAUCAUAUUUGGUUGAAGCUUCUAAGCAAUUUCAGAAACGUAGUCACAGAGCAGAUGAAUAUAUUCGCUUGGUCAAACCGGAUUUAGCCGCGGCAGUACAGAACUGCAUAGACGCGGCCGCCUUCGAGUUCAAUACCGAUGUCCAGAAGAUGUUGAUACGCGCAGCUCAGUUCGGGAAAGGAUUUAUUAUGGACCCGAUAUUGACCGAUCAUUAUGUGAAGACCUGCAGGUGGCUGCGAGUGCUGAAUGCUGUACGCGACCCUAGAGUGGCCAUUCCUUUGACGUUCUUACAAGUUCAAAAUCUAGGUGAGAGGAUAUUGUUAGACAGACUGAUAUGGCGUCGCCUUCACUGCCUCGCGGGCCACAUCGCGUCCUAUUUACAACUCAAAGAUGGUCAAACACGAGUUCUAUCACACUGGGCAUGUUACAAGGUAACACAGCCGCACCUGGACAACGAGAGUGCAGCUCGAGAAAUAGGUGAAAAGCUAAGGAACAUCCCCGGCAUCUCUUAUUCAACGAUUGCUAUGAAAGCCGCUGAAAAAGGCAGAAAGGCAUUGGCUAUUAAAAUAUUAGAAUACGAAACUCAAAGCAAAUUACAAGUUCCUCUUUUACUGGCCCUCGGCGAGGGCCCGACCGCGCUCCUGAAGGCAACGGCAAGUGGUGAUACCGACCUAGUAUACACUGUGUUGUUGCACUUGAAAGAGAAAAUGGGGAAACAUGAGUUCGAGCUGUGUAUACGCAGCUUCCCGCUGGCGCACUCUCUGUACAUAAAGUACUGCGCGACGCACAACCGCGAGGCGCUGCGCAAGGUGUACGUGCAGGAGGACGAGUUCGGCGGGCAGGCGGCCACGCACGUGCGCGACGCCAUGGACCACGCCAACCCCGGCAGCGUCGAGGCCUCCCUCAUAUCUGCCAGGGAGUGCUACAAGAAGGGCAAGAACGAUUUGGGUGUAUCAAUUUGUGAAGAAGCUCGCAAGCUUUGCAAGCAACAGUCGAGCCUUCAAGAAACAUACGGCGAAAGCUUCGUCGGUCUCUCCCUACAUGAUACCGUGAAGAAACUUCUAGAACUAGGAGAAGUGAAACUGGCCGAUAAACUACGAUCUGAAUACAAAAUUCCGGACAGAAGAUACUGGUGGCUUAGAAUACUCACGUUAGCUGAAAAGAAAGAUUGGGAUGAACUAGAACGGUUUUCAAAAUCAAAGAAAUCUCCCGUCGGUUACGAGCCCUUCGUAGACGCUUGUCUAAAGUAUGGAAAACAAGAUGAAGCGUUGAAGUACCUGCCCAAAUGCAGAGACGAUAUAAAAGUCAAAUAUUACGUUAAAGCCGAAUUCUAUGAAGAAGCAGCUCAAGUAGCAUUUGAACAAAAAGACGAGAGUGCAUUAUUUUUUGUACAAAAUAAAUGUCCCACGCGAGAGUCCAACAAACAUGCAAAAAUUAUGGCUCUAUUGGAACAGUUAACCAAUAAGAAA